GGAAUUCCUGCAUCUAUUGGGGGGGGGAAGAUCAUGUCAAGAGGGACUAUCCGGACCUCAGGAGAGCCAUCGACGAGGGGCUUGUCAUGCUUGAUGAACGCAAGUACGUUAAGUGGGCAGACGAUUUAUGCAACGUAUCGAUGUUCCCUUCGAUGAAGGAGAACGUUGAGGUCAGGCGGGUGCGGCCGAGCAAAGAGAAGGAGGCGGCGAAGAGUCAGAGUGUCAGGAUGACGCUGCCCUGUGAGGAUGAGAUGCCAACCACGCCUAUCCGAGUCGCGACGACGAAGUCUGCAAGGGCUUCAUCGUCGAAGAAGGCCGACACGGACUAUGUGAUGGCAGAAAAAGACUGGCAGAGAAUUGAAGGAGAGGAAGUUAUACUUUCGCCACGCAAGCGCGGGGCUCAUAAAUUUACCAUGAAGAGCUCCUUAGACGAUAUUGAUACAGUGGAGCCUCUUAGGCGCGCACUUAGGCAACCUAUGCAAUACUCGAUACUAGAGUACUUGGCUGCUUUAAGACCCACGCGAGAUGAGCUUCAAAUGAUCACGCGUAAGACGCAUAUUCCUCUGGUCGAUGAAGUCCAGAUGACUUCUAAGCUAGAGGUACCCAUAGUAACAGUAUCGGGAGUAAGCGCAAAGGCCAAACGCGCGGCUACAGUCUAUUUGGACGGAAUGAAGGGGGUACCACCAGAUAAGUUUUACAUUCUAGGGAGUGGGACAGUUGAGAUCAUUCUCAACGAUGAGAUAGUUCUCCAAGGAGUGAUUGAUAAUGACAGUGGAGCUGUCAUCACAGACGAAGAGCUCGCCGUGCGAUUAGGAUUGAACCUGGACAUAUUCUGACUGUUUGAGAUGGAAACAGCCGAAGACGA
This is a messenger RNA of Chara braunii, 865 nucleotides long. NCBI's taxonomy places the organism in Eukaryota, Viridiplantae, Streptophyta, Charophyceae, Charales, Characeae. The record is from the annotation of a GenBank genome assembly.